CAUCCAUUAACAAAAGUUUACCUGGACUCAGACUACAUCUGCGAUGCUUGCAACCAGUACGGAAAUGGCACCGGCUUUCUCUGCAAACCCUGCGAUUUUAUCCUCCACGACUUCUGCGCAACCUGCCCUGAAACCCUCUCCCCCUGCCGCCACCACCACCAUGUCCUCACUCGCCACCUCUCCCCCUCCCAGACCGACAAAAUCUGCGACUUGUGCUCUGAUGAAAUAGAAGGCCUCUACUACAAUUGCCAGCCUUGUGGAUUCGAUGCGCACCCGAUCUGCACGCAGUUGUCCCGAAACGCGCACCAGAAUCGCGAUCCGAUUGAAGCCUGGUUCGCCGCUACCUUUGGAUCGAUUACGGCGAAAGGUUGGAUGCUUGCGGCUUCGAUUGCAGCGUUUAGUGCGUUUAUGGUAUAUGUGAUCAGUCAGGGAAGGCCUGGGUACUAUCCUGUGAACUACCAUCACCACCAUUACUACCUCGAUCAAUACAGGCAGAAGAAUCAGAAUUUUGGUGUGUUGUUGGCACUGAUGUUUGUGUUAUCUUUUGUAUUAAUUGUGGGAGUUAAAUUGAUCAAGGGACGUUAAGUUUGGAUCAGCUGUGUGAAUUCCAUGUUUGGAUUAA
Carica papaya (papaya) is the source of this 622-nucleotide messenger RNA. Lineage: Eukaryota; Viridiplantae; Streptophyta; Magnoliopsida; Brassicales; Caricaceae. The record is from RefSeq and is a predicted model, not a curated record.